UUAGGGCACGGCAUAUACAGUAGAAGGAGUAUGUAGGGGCUGUGGUGAGGCAUCACUCAUCAGGCAUCACUCAUCAGGUCACAGCAUUACAGUAAGAGGAGCACGUGGGGGUUGAGAGAGUUGAUCGCGCUGUAUCCGAAAGGGGUUUGCAGUGGAGCGGCAUGAGCUGGGGGGGGUGAGGCUGCUGUGAAAUGGCAAGUCGAUUCUGGGGGCGUCUGCUGCUCGGCAGCAGUAUUAACACAGCAGCGACAGCAGCAUCGACUGCAGCAACAGCAGCAACAACAGCAGCAGCAAUAGCAGCAUUAGCAGCAGCAGCAGCAUCAGCAGCAGCGGCGGCGGCAGCAGCAGCAUCAGCAGCAGCAUCAGUAUCAGCAUCAGCAUCAGCAGCAGCAUCAGUAUCAGCAUCAGCAUCAGCAUCAGCAUCAGCAUCAGCAUCAGCAUCAGCAUCAGCAGCAGCAGCAGCAGCAGCAGCAGCAGCAGGAGAAGCAGUAUCAAGUCAAGGAUCCUUUUUUUUUUGCGGCCGUUUUUCACUACUUGUGCCUCCCUGCCCUCGAUCCUUCCUUUCCUAAAGGGGUUGGCUCAAGUGCUGAAGUCGUCUUAUGGCCUUUCGUCUACCGCCAGUGCUGCCAUAUGCUUUUUCGCUUCUAUGGUGCAUUCACAGUUGUUGCUGCAGUGCAGUUUGAUAUUCAUG
This is a messenger RNA of Closterium sp. NIES-67, 691 nucleotides long. NCBI's taxonomy places the organism in Eukaryota, Viridiplantae, Streptophyta, Zygnematophyceae, Desmidiales, Closteriaceae. The record is from the annotation of a GenBank genome assembly.